Messenger RNA from Effrenium voratum, 279 nucleotides. Lineage: Eukaryota; Dinophyceae; Suessiales; Symbiodiniaceae. The record is from the annotation of a GenBank genome assembly.
AUGGCUUCUUCCUUGGAAUCAGAAGCGGCUUUCGUUGACAGGGCUUCCAAGAUAGGCGUGGAAGAGUGGAUCGUGGAUAGGCUCAAAGCAAUGCAACUGGCUACAUUCGGAAAUUUUGCGUUUGCGGUGGCAUAUUCGCCCCAGUCUGCGAAUGACACGAUGUUCAAGGAGUUCGUGGCGGAUUUGCUGCAGGCAGAACCCGACGCCAGCCAGCUUGCAACUUUGAGACGGUUAUUCUUCGAGUGCCAGAGCUCUGGUAGAUGUUCGAAGCCGUGUUGA